Cuscuta epithymum is the source of this 1874-nucleotide messenger RNA. The record is from the annotation of a GenBank genome assembly. NCBI's taxonomy places the organism in Eukaryota, Viridiplantae, Streptophyta, Magnoliopsida, Solanales, Convolvulaceae.
UAUGGCCCCUAUCUACGCCUUGAACACAAUUCAUUAGAGAAAGAUUAUGCUUAUCAUCAAAACAUACAUAGCAUGAAAAUUUUCAUAAAUAUUUAAUUUCGAAAUUAAAACAUGAAUGGAAUUUCAUCAGAAAAGCUCAAAACUUUUAACUUUACUGGAAAAGUUGUUGUAGCCUUGUAGGCUAGAAUUGCGUGGAAUGAGAAGGAGAUUUAAAUCAUAUGAGAAUUAUUUAAGUCCAACUUAAACAAAAGGUCAUGAUUAAUUUUUUUCAAAGAAAGAUAAGAAACGGUUGAAAUUAUAUACUACGUAAUAUAUAAAUAUUUAUUUAGUAUUUAACUUUUGUAUUUAUAUACGUAUAAUUCAAAGAUCACACGUCGUCACACAAAAAAUGAUAAAAAAAUUCAAAGUUUUUCCUAUAAGUAGUGGCCUUUUUUAGCUUUAAUUUUAGUGCACAACGAUCAGGCACUGGAUAGACAGGGCAUGCAGCGUUUCACGAUGGAGAGGUUGAAUAUUUUUGUUUGUGUGGCUCUUUCACUUUUCGUUUUUAGUUCAGUUUGCGGCGGUAUUGGAUUAGCCAAAGCUGAGACAAAUGAAGAUGGAACUGAAGAAUGGGGCUAUGUUGAAGUCAGACCAAAAGCCAAUAUGUUCUGGUGGCUCCACAAAAGUCCAAACAAAGUGGACGAUCCAAACAAGUCAUGGCCAAUUAUUCUUUGGUUGCAGGGUGGACCGGGAGCUUCUGGAGUUGGAAUAGGGAAUUUUCAAGAGAUUGGUCCUCUAGGUGUUAAUUUGAACCCCAGAAAUUCAACAUGGUUGAAAAGGGCUGAUCUACUAUUUGUGGAUUGUCCAGUUGGAGUUGGGUAUAGUUAUGUGGAGAACACAAGUCUCCUUGUGAAGACGGACGAAGAGGCAGCAACCGAUUUAAAAACUCUAUUAAUAGAGCUUUUCAAUAACAACACAAAUUUACAGAAAAGUCCUUUGUAUAUAGUGGGACAGUCCUAUGGUGGGAAGUUUGCUGUGAGUCUAGGCUUGUCAGCUCUCAAUGCCAUUGCGGCAGGGGAAUUGAAGCUCAAACUUGGGGGAGUGAUAUUAGGUGAUAGUUGGAUCUCUCCUGAAGAUUUUGUGUUCUCUUGGGGACCUCUACUGAAAGAUGUAUCAAGAAUUGAUGACAAUGGUUUAGAAAAAUCAAAUAGUUUAGCUACGCAAAUUAAGAAGAAACUUGAUGACGGACUAUUUACAGAAGCAACUGCACUGUGGGGUACCCUUCAAGAUGUACUAACCAAUUCCAGCAAUUCGGUGAAUUUCUACAACUUUAUGUUGGAUUCCAAUAUGGACCCUUUAUUGUCCACUUCUUCUGCUCUUAACACCUUAAUGAAUGGAGCUAUCAAGACAAAAUUGAAGAUUAUCCCAGGAAACAUUCAGUGGAGAAGCCAGUCCAGUGUUGUAUUUGCAAAUAUGCGGGGCGACAUCAUGAAACCAAGAAUAAGUGAGGUCGAUGAACUAUUGAAUAAAGGAGUGAAUGUGACUAUUUACAACGGACAAGUUGAUCUCAUUUGUGCCACCAAGGGAACUGAAGCAUGGGUUCAAAAGCUCAAGUGGGAAGGGUUAAAAACAUUCACUAGCAUGGAGAGACGUCCAAUGUAUUGUGGGGAUAAUCAAACAAGGGCUUUUGUGAAGUCAUAUAAAAACCUACAUUUUUACUGGAUUCUAGGUGCAGGACACUAUGUUGCGGUAGAUCAGCCGUGCGUGUCGCUAAACAUGAUUGGUGAAAUCAUACAGUCCCCUUCGACACUUCAAAAUGAGGAUUCUUACUUACAUGAAACAAGUUGAAAGAUCCCGAGAUAUUAUAUAUAUUAUUUGAAAAAAAUUGUUUGUAC